GAUCCGCAUCAAAGGGAAGUUUCACUUGAAGAGAAAAAGAGAGCUGAAUCGAUGAAUCCGCAGCAAAGGGAAGUUUCAACUCUUCAGGCAGCUGCUCAGGAGUUGACAAUUGCAACUGAAGCAUCUCAGCCUUGUGAUGAAGAGAAAAAGAGAGCUGAAAAAGCGAUGGAUCCACAACAAAGGGAAGUUUCACCGCCUGUCACCAUAAAGGAAGAUUUGGAAACAUUUUUGCGGCUGCAAUUUGAGCUUUUAAGACUCCACACUACAUUAAUGGAGGCCGUUCGGGGUGAAGAAAAAGUUGCAUAUAUGGCUGGCUUGCAAAAAAUGAGAGUGACUGUGAAUGAUUUCGUAAAAAGGGCUUCAGAAGAUUUUAAAGAAGAUGAGAAGAAACUUGAGACUGUGGCAAUAAUCAAGACUCGGAUAAGCACUGUCAGGACAGAAAUCAGGAAACUCAAGAAUCAACACGGUGAAUGAAAUUGAAGAGGCUAAGAUAAGCUCUUGUUACCGUCAGUUGCUCUAAGUCUUUGUUCGGUUCGAAAACUAUCUAUCUUUUUGGGAUUCUGUUUGUUUAAUUAUAAGACUUGCUCUAUUUUGAGAUUAUCUGUUUCCAACUA
This is a messenger RNA of Camelina sativa (false flax), 614 nucleotides long. RefSeq lists its product as uncharacterized. NCBI's taxonomy places the organism in Eukaryota, Viridiplantae, Streptophyta, Magnoliopsida, Brassicales, Brassicaceae. The record is from RefSeq and is a predicted model, not a curated record.